GCUAAAAAUAUGGUCGACAAUGCGAUUGGUUUUUGGCGUUGAUGCAGGAUGCAGGAGGAAUGGAGGAAGUAUAAAACGGCGAUGCUAAUAACAUUUCGGGCAUUGGUUAUUAUUUUCGCUGGUGUUCAGUCAACAUCAUCAGCAUGUCCCGUCCGACCUCUUCCAGAUACGAUUGGGUCACGCAUCCGGCCACAAAGGCCUACGACUAUAAUUACGGAUACGGGGUGAACUUCUAUCAGCCAAUGAUAGACUACAUCGACGCUAAGGAUAGCGGCAGACGCACAAGGUAUCCCCACCUGCCGUGGACGGACGAACGUGCCUUGGACGCGUUCAGUCCCAGGAAGCUCGUCCGUAGCUACACCGAAGAUGACCUCAGCAAGAUAGCUAGAAGAACGGAGACGAGGGCCAAAGAUUUCCUUCAGGACUUUAAUGCUCGAACGCAAUCAUCCUUCCUGCUGCAUAAGUCCGCCUCGGCCGCAAAUAUUACCACGCAAGUGAAAUCGACGGAAGUGCGUAAGAAGAAGGAAACCGUUCGAAAGAUUAAAGUGCUAAAAUCGAAGAUGGCAGACGAGAUCGUCAACUUUGACCCGGAUUUCGACCGAAAGAUCACAGAAAGCCUAAAAUCCGCGCAGAAGUUCCUCAGAGGGAAAUCGGCGAAAGGCAUCGAAGCCCAAUUGCUGUCAGAAAGUAAGAAGCACAUAGCCGAAGGCGUAGACAUAGAUCAAACGAAUAAGUAUCUGAAGAACGUCGUGCAUAGCACGCACGAUUACCAAGCGCACGCACGCCUCAUGUGCAAACGCAUGGAAAAAGAGGUGGACGCAAGCUUCAUGCAACCCCUGGACAACCUCAGCGCCGACCUAAAGACUUUCGACAAAAAAACCUCCACCUAUUUCAGCGAGAAAAGGUGCCGCCCCGACCCAGAAAUAGCACACACCACAGAAACCACUUGCAUAAUCGACAUUUGAAGCAUCCUAAAUAUAACUGACGACGACUACUACUACUACAUACAUACGCAUACAUACAUAUCGCACACUCGAUAACAGCAAACAAUACCGAUGUCGUGCCAAAUACCAAUUGUUCUGAUCUUCCGUUUUUGUUUUCGUAUG
Messenger RNA from Nicrophorus vespilloides, 1106 nucleotides. RefSeq names its product paramyosin, short form-like. Bases 144 to 965 code for a protein of 273 amino acids. Lineage: Eukaryota; Metazoa; Arthropoda; Insecta; Coleoptera; Silphidae. The record is from RefSeq and is a predicted model, not a curated record. The transcript has a single exon.